Molecule: messenger RNA, 915 nt
Organism: Opisthocomus hoazin
Lineage: Eukaryota; Metazoa; Chordata; Aves; Opisthocomiformes; Opisthocomidae
Source: RefSeq, a predicted model, not a curated record
AUGGCUUUACCCAGCGAUCGCUCUUUCCUUUCUACUGUCACACUGCAUCGCAUCAGGGAUUCCUCGGCAUCCGCCCUAGAACUGUGUUCCCUGCACAAGAGCCUGGAGCAGGAGAAAAGAGACCUGGAAGACCCCGAGCGCCCCAGACAGAGGAAGAGGAGGAAACCUCGCGUCCUCUUUUCUCAAGCCCAAGUCUACGAACUGGAGAGAAGGUUCAAGCAGCAGAAAUACCUCUCGGCUCCCGAGAGAGACCAUCUAGCCAACGUCCUAAAGCUCACCUCCACCCAGGUGAAAAUCUGGUUCCAGAACCGAAGGUAUAAAUGCAAAAGGCAGAGACAGGAUCAGACGCUGGAAAUGGUGGGCAUCCCUCCCCCGCGGCGGAUCGCGGUGCCGGUGCUGGUGCGUGAUGGGAAGCCCUGCCUGGGGGUGACUUCUCCCUACAGCUCGCCCUACAACGUCAGCAUCAACCCCUAUAGCUACAACGCCUACCCCGCGUACACCAACUACAACAGCCCCGCCUGCAACGUGUACAAAGGCAAAGAAAAUGUCAUUUGUCACCGGCGGCGUCUGGGGCUGACGGACAUGCUUCUGGGGAAGCUGUGGUGCCUCGGAGCCGAGCCUGGACCAGACGAGGGACCCAUGGCCCUGGUCACCUGGCAGAACUUCUUCUCCCGCGGGGUCACUGACAAGGGCUUGGUGUGCGCUGAUCCCCGAGGAGACGUUCUCCCUGCCUGCCCUUUGGGCGCUUAUCGCGGGAGCAGAGGGACGCGCGCAGCAUUAUCACCAGGCCAGGCUCGGAGCAGCCGAGUGGCAUUUUCCUUUCAUGCAGGCCCCGACACCAACCGCAGGCAAAGCGCUCCCAGCGCCCAGCCCAGCCCGCCGCCCCGCCUGGCAGCCUCGGAGAGCCGGAGAUAA